Messenger RNA from Dioscorea cayenensis subsp. rotundata (Guinea yam), 2096 nucleotides. RefSeq lists its product as uncharacterized. The coding region runs from base 88 to 1995 and encodes 635 amino acids. NCBI's taxonomy places the organism in Eukaryota, Viridiplantae, Streptophyta, Magnoliopsida, Dioscoreales, Dioscoreaceae. The transcript has 7 exons. Gene Ontology annotation, biological process: lipid catabolic process. The record is from RefSeq and is a predicted model, not a curated record.
AAAACUUAAAAUUUCCCAAAUUUCUCGAAUUCAAUGGAGAAUUCCCCCAUUCUCUGAUUCUAGGGUUUCGAUCUCGAUCCAGAGGCCAUGGCGACGGCGACGAUGGCCACGGCGGCGGGGGUGGCGAUGUUGCUCUACUUUGUCCUGAGCCGGCGACUAUCGGCUCGGGACGUGGAGGAUGUCUCGAAGCCCGGGAAGGCGGGAAGACGGAGGGUGGCGCUGCGGCGGCCAGCUCAGGCGCCGGCGACAUGGCGGGAGGCUGCGUCCACUCUGGCGGAGACGCUGCGGUUUGCGUACGCGGAGACGCUUGGGAAGUGGCCGAUUGGAGAUCUGGCGUUUGGGAUCAAGUACCUCAUGAGGCGCCAGGGAAAUCUUCAUGUUGCUAGAGUAUAUGCUGGAAGUGAUUGUGUACAGUUAAACGGCCCGGGGAUUAUGUUGGAGUUGAUUCAUCUCUUGAGAUUAUUAAACCUUUGUUUGCUUUUCUCGAAGAAACCAUUUUAUUUGUUUUUGGAAACUGCUGGCUAUUCACAAGCAGAUGUUCUUCUUCAAGAGGCUAAGGCGGGGCUUCUGAAACCUGCAUUCACUAUCAUACGCGAUGAAAGAUCAAAAUGUUUUCUUCUUAUAAUUCGAGGGACUCAUAGCAUUAAGGACACAUUGACUGCUGCAACGGGUGCUGUUGUACCUUUUCACCAUUCAGUUUUAGAUGAAGGGGGAGUAAGCAAUUUAGUCUUAGGAUAUGCACAUUGUGGGAUGGUUGCUGCAGCUCAUUGUAUUGCCAAGCGUACUACUCCUGUCCUCCAUAAAGCACUUAGUCAGCAUCCAGACUAUAGUAUUAAGAUUGUUGGGCAUUCUCUUGGUGGUGGAACUGCUGCUCUGUUGGCAUAUAUUCUCAGGGAACAUAAAGAAUUCUGUUCUAGUACUUGUGUUGCAUUUGCUCCAGCUGCUUGCAUGACAUGGGAUCUUGCGGAGUCAGGAAAACAAUUCAUUACUACAGUUAUCAAUGGUUCUGACUUGGUUCCCACCUUCUCAACUGCAUCAAUCGACGAGCUUCGAUCAGAGGUCACUGCAUCUUCGUGGCUAAAUGACUUGCGAGAUCAAGUCCAGCACACAAGAUUCUUGAAUGUUGUGUAUCGCUCUGCAUCGGCUUUAGGAUCUCGUCUGCCAUCUAUAUCUGGUGCAAGAGCUAGGGUUGCCGGUGCUGGAGCACUUCUGGAACCUGUUUCAAGCAAAACUCAGGUUGUGAUGAAACAAGCACAGAAUGUUGCGCAGUCCGUUGUUCGAACUCGGUCUUCUCUUUCUUCAUGGUCUUGCAUGGGUGCACGAAGGCGUGUCAUCGGUGCAUCUGCAAACUCCAAAGAGGACGAUGUAGGCGAUUCUCGCACUUUGUCACAGACGAACUCUGACGCUCUUUUGAUCAAACAGGUCAACUCUGAUACAGAUGUCGAUGCAGCGGAUUUCAGUUCCUCUCGAGACACUGACCACGAGGAAUCAGAAGAAGAGGAACCUAUAAAAGCCGAUGAAACUACUCGUAUUUCCAUCGCUGAAGAGAUGACCGACGGUGAAUUAUGGUUUGAACUGGAAAAGGAACUUCACAGGAGGGAACAGACCGAUAAACAAGUUCGAGAUGAGGAAGCGGCCGCUGCAAAAGAGAUAACCGAAGAAGAGAACAUCGUUCUCAUGGAGGCAGUCGAGAACAAGCAGCCGAUGUCUUCAGACGACUUAGAGCGGCACCAGUUCUUCCCUCCAGGUAAAAUCAUGCAUAUGGUUGCAAUGCCAUCAAUCGAUCCUAACACUGGCGAGGAAGUCUCGGCCGAUGACAAUGUCGGCAUCUAUGAGACCCCGAGAAACCUAUACAGUAAAAUUCGGCUUUCUCGAACAAUGAUCAAUGAUCACUACAUGCCCAUGUACAAGAAAAUGAUGGAGUUACUGAUUGAGAAGCUGGAAAAAGAUGAAUGUGAAGAUGCUGUUGAUAAUAACACCACAAGAGAGUUAUAGAAACUUGUUUGUAUGUAUACUUCUCUGAUUGUGUACUUUAUGACUGAAUAUCAUGUCUAUACUAAGAGUUAUGUGUAUACUUCCCUUUUUUUCAAAAAAAA